Messenger RNA from Solanum lycopersicum (tomato), 785 nucleotides. RefSeq lists its product as uncharacterized. NCBI's taxonomy places the organism in Eukaryota, Viridiplantae, Streptophyta, Magnoliopsida, Solanales, Solanaceae. The record is from RefSeq and is marked validated.
CCCAGUAACAUUCAACUGUGGAUUCUGCAUGAGCUGCUUCAGUUAAUCUAGGGGGAAAACUGAUUUUUGUUUAGGAGAAGGAAGAAAUUGGAAUGGCGAGUGAUUGGAGGAAAUCGGUGGGUAAUGUUAGAUCCUUCGUCGGAAACUUAACCGGAGGUUUAAGGGGUGGAAGCAAUUUGGCAUCUUGGGUUGUCGCCGGUACUUUAGCUUACUUUCUAUGGGUCAAGCCAUCUCAGGAACUCAAGAGGCAGCAAGAGGAAAAGGCCGCUUUGGCGGCUGCAUCAGAUGCUUAUCGCUAUGUUGAGAAGCGAAAACCCGUUCCUGAUCCGCAGGAAACUGGAUUGAUAUACGGUAACAAGAACAAAGCUAAAAGAGCUGAAGAAUAGAGCUUCGCGAGAAUUCCAUGCCGUUCUGUAAGUUUAAUGAAUGCUCAGGGAAUUGUCUGCUCAUUGGCGUAUAGGGACCUUAUAUACUUAUACUUCUGAACUCAUUUUCUUUAUAGGGCCAAAUAAUUAUCUAUACCUAGAAAAGGAAAUCAUGUAAGCUUUAAGUUUUUGUGGAUAUAAUGUAGCAUGUUUUUUGUUUUCAAGGUGAGGUUCUUGAAUAGCAUUUACUGGUUUAUCAGCAUGAUGUUUUAUUUCCUUUUAUCUUUGCUCUACAUGAACAUUUUUGUUAAUUGUUCAAAGUUUCUAUGUAUUGGUUCGACUAGCUUCUAUUCUUAUGUUAAUUACUCCAUAAGGAUUUUGUAUUAACAGUCAUCAAAUUUCAAGAAUCUUUCUCUUUUG